This is a messenger RNA of Polyodon spathula (Mississippi paddlefish), 2778 nucleotides long. RefSeq names its product ring finger protein 26 (gene rnf26). NCBI's taxonomy places the organism in Eukaryota, Metazoa, Chordata, Actinopteri, Acipenseriformes, Polyodontidae. Gene Ontology annotation, molecular function: ubiquitin protein ligase activity. Gene Ontology annotation, biological process: ubiquitin-dependent protein catabolic process; protein ubiquitination. The coding region runs from base 692 to 2011 and encodes 439 amino acids. The transcript has a single exon. The record is from RefSeq and is a predicted model, not a curated record.
GGCGGUGCUCUAUUAACCACGACUGGCGAAACAUGGUGGCACCCAGGGUGUCGAAACUUUCGGUUGCAGUUUCGUCAAAGUUUCACCAGCCUCUGAAAACUUAAACAAACUGAAUCUGCAACGCAGGCCGCGGCUCCUCGAUAGACGCUAACAACAAGGACGGGGUCUGUUGCAAUCUCACGCUUCACCGUUUCAGUGAAAGGAUGCUUUCUCGAGUUGUUUUCGAUUCAGAUGCUGCAGUGUUUACCUUCAAACGUCAACGCAUUUGGAGCAAUUUAAUAACGAGCGAGAAAGCGAGCCGAGCAACGCACAGAGACAGUAGCGGCUUUAUGCACGGUAAGAUAAUAAUACCCCCUUGCUUUUAAGAACCGGACUGUCGUUUUGUUUUUAAUCAGAAUUUGGAUUCAGUCUUUUUGGAUGCCUUUGAAGGAAUGUGAUGCAGGGGGGUAGUGUAGCGUGCUUAGAGAAUAAGAUGACACCCUGGAUGCAAACCAAUGUCACUGAAACAAGAAGGAGAAACAAUGUGACUGUAGGUGUUUGCUAAUGUAACAGGCAUGUGCGUGUCUUUACAUGUGGGGCCAGACACCGUUACUGUUCAACCCAACUGAUUGUACACACAGUACUACAGCGCAGUUUCCCAGACCGCUGUAAAAUCUAACAAACAAGACAUACCGAUUGACUAACGACCAUUAUGGGUUUGGUAUAUUUGGUUUUCAACUCCGUCGGGAGAGCCAUAGACUUCCUGUGCUUCAUAUUGGAUUUGAAUUUCUGCAUCGUGUCCUCUCUACUCAGCCUCCUGUUCGGCACCAUCUCCUUUGUAUACAGUCUGCCCACUCUCCUGACCACGGGGGUGUUUCAGUGCUGGAACCUCAGCCUGAUUUGCGUGCUCACAACCGUGGACGCCAUUAUGGGGGUCGCUCAGGGCUCCUUCAACGUGGUGGGCAGCUGGUUUCGGGUAUUCUGCGGGGUGCCCGAGAGCUUUAAGAUGGUGGGUCACCUUUUCUCCCACGUGCUGCUCAGGACCAAAGAGCUGUUCCACCGGGGGCUGCUGUCCGGGCAUUCCCUCUUCAGACAGAUCUGCGAUGGCUGCGGCAUUGCCCUGAGCCUGAUUGUGUACUUGGUGAACACUGUCGUCAACAUAUUGCUGAUCGGCACCCAGAACUGUUUCGCCGUGGUGCUGGCUGCUUGGGAGGCAGUGUCCGGGCCGGUGCAGAAGAUCCUGGAGCUCACCCUAGCCCUGCUCAGCUACCUCUCCAGCAGCCUGGUGGGCACUGCCAUCUUGCUGUGGACCCCCUGCCAGCUUGCCCUGGAAUUCCUCCGCUCCCUCAGUCAGAUUUUCGUCAGCGUCUUCCUGCUGAACCUGUACGGCCUGCUGCUCACGCUGGUCAUCGUUGCCGUGGCCACGCUCUAUGUGAACCCGGGACUGGCGCGCAGAGUGGUGGAGCGCAUGCUGCGGUACUUGAGCACUGUGCCUUCGCUCUCCCGUCUGCAGAGGAUGGUGCACAGGCUGUACCUGCUGGUCAUGGCGCGGACUCAAGCCCUGCUGCUUUUAGAGAUCUGGCAGCGGGCGGUUAGGCUGGGCAGCAGGACUGGGCAAGCAGCUGGCAAUAACAGGGCAGACGCUGGGCAGGCUGAUGCACAAGGACCCCCUGAAGCAGUCCGUGCACCCCUGCCACCCCCACCUCCCUUACCACCACCGCAGCCACAGAACAAUAACCCUGAUCCUCCGCCAGGGUCCUCCAGCGCAGACGGGCCUCUGAAGAAGCACCUCUCUGGGGACGGGGACAAGGUGGCCCCCCAGACCGAGCUCCUGUCCCUCCUCAAGGAGCACGAGGAGCGGAAGAAGUGCGUCAUCUGCCAGGACAGCGUCAAGACCGUGCUGCUGCUGCCCUGCAGGCACCUGUGCCUCUGCCGCGAUUGCACCGACAUCUUCCUGCGGCAGCCGCUCCACCAGCACAACUGCCCGCUCUGCAGACACAUGAUCUUACAGACAAUGGAUGUAUUCCUCUGAGCCUCACUAGAGAGGGGCUCUUCUCAUUAGGACAAAAUCAGAGACUGCAUCUGCGUAGCGGCUUGAACCAUUCCAGCUUUUUAAUGCAAGCUAGAUUCAUCUGACACAGCUGAACUGAGCUGUGACUCAAUGCAAAUCUCAGGGUUGCAGAAUAGAUGGAUGUGAAUACCUUUUGAAUGUGAGUUGUGUAUUGUAUACAUGGUGGGGAAUGAGACUCCCAUUACAGAGCAGUUAAUAGCCAUCACAUGCUUUACCAUGAGCCUUGGUUGCAUGUUAACAAAAGGUGCAUGGAUUUUAUUUAACUGCAAUGCCCUAUACAUAUUUCUUACAUAUAUGAUAAAUGAUAUAAUUAAAACAGUAAAAAAAAACCUACUCCCAUUUAAGUUUGUGUUGCAGGAAUGCCUGUUUAGUUUGCAAAACAUAUAACUAAAACGUCUUAGGAAUGUAAACAAACUGGAAAGCCAACAAAGCCUACCCUUUUUAAAAAUAAAGAUGACUGCAGAGAUCUGUAAACUAAAGUAGUGAAGAGUCACCAAAUAUAUUUGCAGUUUCAAACUGAAUUUGAAGGGGCAGCGUUGCAGACAGAGGCUGGGCCAGGAGUAACUCAAACUGCUAAAACCUGGAAUGGAUUAAACUGCUAUGCAGUAGGAGUCGUAUUCCCAUCCCUGCAGACAGCCUGUGUAGCCACAAUGCUUGCUCUGGAGUCUAUUUGUCCAUCAUGUGAUUACAAAAAAAAAAAAAAAAAAAAAAAAAAAAGAGAAGUGGUU